AUGUGGGGUUUUCUGGGCAGGUGGGAUUUAUGGAUGGCACUAUUGUCGACGGGCAGGCGUUUGCUGGCGGCGUCAAAGGAAGGGGAAGGAGUUGGCGGCGGUGGUUUCUGGUGGCGCCGAAGGAAGGAGAAGCAGUUGGCGGUGUUGGCUGUUGUUGGUCUGCAGAAAGGAGGGUUGGGAGAACCGGAAGAGAUAUUGCUGCCAGGUUUUGUGCGGUGA
Molecule: messenger RNA, 219 nt
Organism: Linum trigynum
Lineage: Eukaryota; Viridiplantae; Streptophyta; Magnoliopsida; Malpighiales; Linaceae
Source: the annotation of a GenBank genome assembly